Messenger RNA from Daldinia decipiens, 2829 nucleotides. RefSeq lists its product as uncharacterized. NCBI's taxonomy places the organism in Eukaryota, Fungi, Ascomycota, Sordariomycetes, Xylariales, Hypoxylaceae. The record is from RefSeq and is a predicted model, not a curated record. The coding region runs from base 1 to 2829 and encodes 942 amino acids. The transcript is spliced from 10 exons.
AUGGAGGCCCUAGCGGCUUUAGGGCUGGUAUCUAAUGUACUCCAGCUCAUUGAAUGUGGGUAUAAAGUCGUUUUGAUGGCAAAGGAGUUACACGAAUCUCGCCAAGAUUCAAUCCAAACUAAUAACAAUACUGCUUUCGUCGCACAUAAAAUGCGAGAACUUAGCACGAGAGUUAUGAAAUGCUUGCCAUCAUCUGAUCUGACUGAGGACGAAAAGGCUCUAUGUAGGCUUGCACAACAGUGCAGUGAACUGUCUAAUAGGCUCUUGGUGCUGCUCGAAAACCUGAAAGCCAAGAAGCCGGGAAGCAAACUCGACAUUAUAACAACGCUACAGAUUCAAAUAAGCACUAUGUCUCGAGACCACAUACAAAAGCUCCAACACAGAGUUGUGGUCGAUUCGGAUAAUACGAUAGCAAAUUUCCAAAAGAUUCAGGAAGUUGUAGAGAUACAAUUCAAGCAAACCGCUAUCUUGCAAAGUCUCCGAUACCCGAGAAUGCAUGAUCGGUUUGAGAAUGUAAAGAGCGCACAUCGAAACACCUUCGAAUGGCUUCUCGAGGGCCCAGAAACCCCAUCCAGCCAAGAGCAUCAGGAGUAUGCGGUAGAUGAUAACCAUGGUUCAACUGGUUUCAACCUAAAUAAUACAUCCAAUCAAGCAAAAUACCAAAAGUAUAGAGAAUUUUCUGCGUGGCUACGAGGGGGGGUCGACCACCUUCAUGUCGAUAUACCUAGUCAUAGCAGUACCCCUAACGGACCAUACAAGGAAAACAUAUUCCAUAUCACAGGAAAACCAGGUGCCGGCAAGUCAACUUUGAUGAAGUUCUUAUGCCAAAGUGAGAUCACACUCAAACACCUAAAAGCCUGGGCAGGUGAGAAACACCUCAUUUUCGCCAAGGCAUUUUUCUGGAGGUUAGGAGAUGAUGAACAGAAGAACCUACCGGGACUCACAACUUGUUUACUUCGCCAAAUCUUAAAAGCGGCACCUGUACUAAUCCCAGUUGUAUUCCCAUCUCAGCGGGAGUCAGAUUAUGAGAACUCGGUCCCUUUCGAUCCUAGCGGCACACAAGCAUUCAAACUUCUACUCCAGAGUGGACGGACUUUCGAAAAUUAUAAAAUGGUAUUCUUCAUAGACGGGUUGGACUAUUGGAUAACAAUUAAUUAUGCGUGUCUCAAAAUAUACAGAUUUGAAGAACUCUCGGAAAUCUCUUCUUUAGUCAACAAGCAUGAUCUCAACUCACUGGCUGGCACAAUCGUUGACAAAGCCGAAGGAGUUUUCCUCUGGGUUCCUGUGGUCCUAGCAGCUAUCAAACAAGGAGUACUUAAUGGCGACGAGCUCCGAGACCUUAGAGGUAAGGUAGCUGCCUUCCCGACAGAGUUAAAUGAUCUGUACCAACAUCUCUUCGAUUCGAUUCCCGAGUAUGACCGUCAAAAGGCAUUCAAGCUUCUAAAUCUUACUUAUAACAUAGGUAUAACAAAACCCAUGCCUAUACUUCAACAUAAAUUUCUAAACGACCUAUCGACUGACCCAGAUUUUGCAAUCAAAUUACCCCGUCAGAUCAAUGGGUUAUGUAAAGGCUUUCUUGAAGUAGGCCCCAUGCAAGAGAACAUAUAUAAAAACAUAGAGGAGUUUCUUCGCAACCAUGUAAGACUCAUCAGAUCUUAUCUUAGCGGAAUCGACAUGAUGGAUCGAAUAUGCCAGUCAUUUCUCGCUUUUAUAAAGUCGAUAAGCAUCAAUGAUUUCCAUGGUACAGAAGACAGUCCCGGGUCGAAGAACCGAUUCCUUGGGUUUCUAGAAAAUGUUGAACAAAUUGCAAUCCCAGAAUUCCAAAAGGGAAUAGGAAGUAAGCGCAAAAUCCGAUCGUUUAAUGCGAUCGUUAUCGCAGACUACUCCUCCUAUAGAACUUCCCCUAGUUGUAAAAUGUUUAUGUUAGAAUUACCAUCGGCUCAGCUCAUUACUAUUCUAGCCGCGGGACAGCUGCUAUUCGAGUAUUUUGAUAAGGAUGGGCGAUGCGACCUUCGAACCCAGACUGACCCGGAAUUUAGGCAGCUAAUAGCACAUGCUGUCUUAUCAGGGGUUUCUAUGCGUCUAGAUGGUCCGAGAGUGUUCCAAAUGUUUGAGAUACUUUUCGAGGCUGGUGAAACCAAAGAUCAUGGUGACCUAUGGGCUUGGUUGUUAAGACGACUGGUAUUGAUGGGCCCGCACGAAACACAUUUAUACCAGAGCGUUAACAAAUCUGUGAUGCGGCUACGCUACCGGCUCAUAGAACUCUUCAUCCGGCACGGCGCCAGUGAAGACUUUACUUUGACCUUUGGUCCUUGCUACGAAGGAACUGACUUUAACCGACUUCUUGUGAGAGUCCACGCUGGCGAUUCCAAUUGUCGACGUACAACGCUUGACCUCGAAAUUUUCAAGGAUAUAUGUAUCGACUAUCAACUAGACAUUGUUAGCUUUGCAAGGGAAAGGGGCGGGGUUCUCACCCUGAGGGAUUUAUUUGCUUACUGGCUUCCGCAAGACUGUAGUCAUCUCUACGCUCUACUCGACAAGAAAUGCUCAACCUUAUUCGAAGCGGAAGAUAUAAGUGAAUCUCGUGAUUCACCCCCGCCCAGAAUGCCGGCGGUGUUCCCAGAAAAACAUCGCUGCUUUGAACCAGGCGAGCACGGGGAAAUGACCGAUCAGUUCGAUCCGCGAAAGGUGCCAGAUGGUUAUAGGCAAUGUCUUUCACAUUCCGAGAAGUGUUUCAUGGACUUCAAAGCAAAGCUUGAAAGCAAGGGAUUAGGGCAUUUGUGUAAAUGCUUCCCAAUAUCGGUUGACGAGGUCCAGGGAGAAGUUUAA